Molecule: messenger RNA, 612 nt
Organism: Polychytrium aggregatum
Lineage: Eukaryota; Fungi; Chytridiomycota; Chytridiomycetes; Polychytriales
Exons: 1
Coding region: 166-558 (130 amino acids)
Source: RefSeq, a predicted model, not a curated record
CCAACAACGCUCUUCUCCCGCCUCCCUCUCUGGAAUCCCGAGACUCGUCGUCACCUCUGUCACCGUUUUGGAUAUCCGCCCUAGAUAUACAUAUGUCUCGUUACCACUCCUUUCUUUCUUUUCUUCUUUCUCUCCCUCUCCCUCUCUCUCGCUGCUCGCUCGCUCAUGAUGGGUGCUCCAGAGUUCGUUGCCUGGACGAUCUUUUUCUUUCCUUUCGAUCCGGCCUUGUCCGUCGCUUUUGACACUCAAUGCUUCGGUCUCGGUGCAGUAUGUCUUUCUUGUUUCCUUCUCGUUCUAUCCCUUCGUUUUUACCUUUCUCUUGCUUUGCUUUUAUGCUCUCCUCGUUUGUGUGAACUUGACUCGUCUGGGACUGUGGUUCAAAGAUCCACUGCCACGAUCCCUGAGUUUGCGUUCUUGUCCCCGUCGCUCCCUCGCCACUUCUCUCCGUGCUCCAUGGUCACUCCGCUUAGCUUGCCCCGGACCGGGUCGAUCUUGACUCUUAUCCGAAUUAGCGCUGGCGGAUGGACACACGCGGAUGGAGGUGAGAGUGGGAGAUGAUGGAAUGGCAAGGCCAAAAGGGGUUGUGGCAAGAGUUUCUUGGCAUUGCACAUA